Molecule: messenger RNA, 5485 nt
Organism: Aedes aegypti (yellow fever mosquito)
Lineage: Eukaryota; Metazoa; Arthropoda; Insecta; Diptera; Culicidae
Exons: 4
Coding region: 605-4639 (1344 amino acids)
Molecular function (GO): ATP hydrolysis activity; protein binding
Source: RefSeq, a predicted model, not a curated record
AAACUUGCAGUGAUGAACCGAUUCGGUAGUCCGUAUUUAUCAUCGUUCGAAUGCGCUUGUAAUUUAUUAUUGUGCACUGAUAAAGUUUGUUGUGACAAAGCAUAGAAUGAACGUUGUUUUUCCCAAUCUGAAAAUGUAGAAUAUUCCAUCGCGUUGAAGCUGGUUCUGGUAUUUUUGUGUUUCGGAUUUGUUUUGUUGUGUUCCGUGUAGAUAUUUUGAGGUUGAAAAAUCUUUCAAGAACUUUUCCAAAGGACUAACGACGUUGUGGUAUCCUGUACCCCACUAUGCCGUAACGUAAUAUAUGGUUAUACCUGAGGAGAGAAAGAACAUUGAGUGUGGAGAGUACGGAGGGCGUGGAGAGAGAGAUGAAAAGGGACUUGGAAAAAGAAACGUGGACGUGAUCGGAGGUAGAAAAGUUACGGCGGAGUUGAAAUCUAAAUAAAGAAGUUCUGAAGUGUGAAUAAGUUGUUUUUACUGUUGCAUCCAGAUAUUACAAAUUGGCGACGAGCGAGAAAAGUGAAGAUUUCCUCUUGAGAACUGAAAGUAAACUCAUCAAAUAGUAGCUAUUUCAAACUAUUUGCAACAAUACCAUCAACUUUCUACGAUGGCGUCAACUUCGAAAAAGUGCUGCAAGUCCAUAGAAGAUCCGAUACCAUCGAAAAGGUUUAGAUCAUCUUUGGAUGCCGUUGCUAACAUAACUUCUGAAGCAUCGCCAGGAUCAGCUCGUGCAGAAUACGAAUGCUGUUUAAAUAACUCUGCGCACGGUUAUCAAUAUGAAAGCGACCUCUUCUCGGGUUUGUUCGCAAGAGCAUCGAUGCAAUCCAUCAACUUUAAAAUGGGCAUUGAAGUAUCCGCCGGUGAAAAGUUCGACGAUAUUGUAUUCGUGAAGGAAGACAACAAUGAAACGUUGUUGAUUCAAAUCAAACAUUUUGAAAACAUGAAACGAAUUUCGUCCAUAGAUCUUUUCAAGUCCGGGGAAAAAAAAGAUUUUAAUAUGGGCAUAUAUUUCAAAUCUUUCAUGCAUACAGAAAAAAACAUAAAUGGACAGAAGCGGUACUUCAUUUUCACCAACAAGGAUCUAGACAGAGAAGACGUGUUGUACUGGGGAACAUUCAAAACUCGUCAAGUCGACAGCUUGAUUGAUUUUACUGGCCAAGGAGGAAUGUACGAAGAAUUUGUGCCGAAAGAGACGGCAAUACAGGAAAUGGUUAGUAAAUUGAAUACUGAAUUCGAUGACUUAAAAAAUGGCCUCGUCGAACUUUUUGAUCCAAGGUGCAUAUUUAUUCCUGACAAACUACAAAAGCACAAAGCACCUUUGAAUGAAAUUAUUGAGAUAACCGGCAAUUAUGUUAAAUACCGCGAUAACGACGAAAAGCUGUACGAGGUAUUAGAUUCUUACUAUAAGUCCAAGAAUCAAGAUAUCAGAUGCAUUGAGAAACAUGUGAACAGAAUCAGAAAAAGCGAUGCAAAAGGAUCAAGAGAUAUCAAGACUCUCAUAAUGGGUGAUCGUAAAGCAUUGAAGCCUGUCUUUGUUACAGAAGAUGACGUAAAGAACUUUUUUAAACAGCUAACGUUUUGUACUAAGCAACCGGAAAAUUUUAAAAAUAUUUUAAGAGAAGAAAUCCGCAUAAAGAUGCGAUCGUGGAUUAUGCCAGACGAAAUCAGUAAACAGUUAAAAGACGGGACAUAUACUGCUAUGGGUAAACUUGAAGCAAAGCUUGACGAGUGGCAAGAGCCAAUCGAAGCAUUGGUGAGAGAACGAAAGACAGUGCCCUGGCUAACAUGGCAGGAUGGCAGAGAGGUUUUCGGAAUGCUGGAGAAACAUUUUUCACCCGUUAGAAACGAUUUCUAUAGGUCUUACGUUAACCGUUCUUUGAAAUUCGCCUACAUGAGUUUCGGAUGUUUGGGUUCCAUGAAUGUUGAAGAUUAUGAAUUAGUGCUCAAAAUGAAUAGAAUUUUCAAUGAACAAAAAUGUUUACUGAUACUUGGCAAGCCAGGAAUGGGAAAAACAGUUUUCUUGAAACAUAUUGCUUAUCAACUGCAAAUUAAGUACAACACUUGGAAUGUUUUCAUGAUCAGUUUAAAACAACUGCAGAAAAAUUUCCAAAAUACGACAAAAUGUCACACAGAAGAGUUUAUAAAUACAUUGUUUGAUUCUAUUCUGUCGGAAUACAAUAUAGAGAUUUUGACGACGAGCUCAAAUGAUAAUGUUACUAGAAACAUACUUUUGUUUGACGGGUUUGAUGAAAUUACUUCGACGCAAUCCAUGGCAGCCAUUGCAGUUUUAAAGAGACUGCUUGAUUUUAACAAUAUUCGAUUGAUUAUUAGUGGUAGACUUAACGUGAAACAGAUACUGGAAAUUUCAUUUGAAUCAAAGGCAAUGAAGUUGGCACCAUUAGAAUACGAUAAACAAGUUGCAGUUUUGAAGCUGAACUGGAAUGUUUCCAAUGACGAAGCUAAAAUGCAAAAAUUCGAGAUUUUCGCAAACAAACUGCUUGAAAUGUUCCACCCAAAAAUACUACUAGCCUCUUGCAUUAUCGAUUGGCCAUCUUUUUUCACUGGAAUUCCUCUUAUGGCUCACAUGUUGGCUAGAGCGUAUUCGACACGCUUCGAAAAAUUCCAGAAGUCCGAUAAAUCAGAGAUUAUCCACGAUCUACUCGCAGCAAAGAAUUGUAGCAUGGUCAGUUUGUAUGACCAGUUCUUGCGAUCAACGUUUAUGAUUAAAAUGGGCAAGAAAAACGAAUGCAAUGCAUAUUCCGAGAUCAAGCCUUUCGAUGAGGAAUGGCAAACACUGUAUGAAGAAUUCAUCCACGUUCAUCAAAUUCUGGCAAUCCAACAAUGCAACAUUGACGGGAUAAAUGCAUCCAUCGAUGAUACGCGCUACUUGCAGUUUAUGGAACGCAUCAACACUGGGAAAGAAACUUCCGUUAUAAUAAAUAAAUCUGACGAUACGACGGAAUUGAUUCAUUUGACGUACGCCGAAUACCUGGUAGCACUACAUUUGUAUGAAAAUCUACAUAGCUAUAGGGACAACCUUCAUAACAUCCUAGAGUGGAAUGAAACCGUUCGAAGAUUCGUUCUGACGAUUAUUGAGGAGAACUUACCUCGAAGCAACGCACAAUUGACGAAAUUGAUCGAAAUUAACAGCGAGAAAAGUGUGAUGACAUUCUGGGCAUGCGAAGCGGCUUGUAUCGAAAUCGUCAAAGCGUUACUUAAAAGUCGUGAUAUUACGAAGAUCUGCUUCGAAGGCUAUGGCUCUUUGCUUCACGAAGCGUCACGUGUUGGAUACUACGAAUUGGUAAUUUAUCUGAUCGACGAGUACAAGAUGAAUGUGAAUUAUAGAUACAUCGACCAAACAGCGCUUGAGUAUGCCGCCAAUUCCGGUCAUCUAGAGGUAGUGAAACUUCUUGCUUCGCGAAGCGAUUCCAGCAGCCAUAAACUGUUAUUCGUUAACCCUACUCUGUUAGUUAAAGAAAGUCGUACAGAAAUUGCCAAAUAUCUUAUAGAGCAAAAUAUUCUGUCUGAGUUCAGUUGCGAAAAACUACUUCUCGCUACUAUUUCCGAACACAGAGACCUGAGUUUAAUACGACUGCUAGUGGAUCGGAAAGCAGACAUCGAGUGUACUGAUGAUAAAGGCCAGAGACCACUUCACGUUGCGGCCAAGGUAGGCUAUAUUGAAUGCGUACAGCUACUCAUUGACCGAGGAGCCGACAUUAAUUCGGAAACAAAAAGCGGUAUGACUCCACUUUUAUUUGCGUUCGAAAUUAAAAAUCAUCAUUCCCGUAAAGCAUGUGUGGAGAAACUUAUGUCAUGCUCUACGAUUGACGUAAAAGAUAAAAACGGUUUCACCACUUUCCAUUAUGCAGCUAAGGUAGGUCUGACAGAGCUCAUAGAAACACUGCUCAAAUUUAACGUUGAUAUCAAUGGACAGUCGACAUUUGGGGAAUCGCCACUCCACAUUGCAGCGAAAAACAAUCAGGUUGAUUUUUUGAGAAAACUGUUGGAAAAGACCGAAACGAAAAAUGGUUUAAAGGAUAAUGACGGUUUAACAGCUCUGCAUUAUGCUGCCAAACAUGGAAAUCCAAAAUGUGUGAAUUUGUUAAUCGACUUUGGAGCUAACGUAAAUGCCUUGACAUAUGAAACUCGUAAAAUGCCAUUACACUCCGCAGUUGAUCUUACGUAUUCAUUCCGCAUUUCCCAAGUCGAACACGUAUCACGACUGGAAAUUGUGGAGCGUUUGCUCUUAUCCGGCUCGAGAAUCGUGGUGGAUAAGUAUGGUUGCACAGCCCUGCACUAUGCUGCACAAAACGGAUUAGUUGAUUGCCUAGAACCGCUACUCAAAAAGAGUGAAGAUGCCAAUGCUCGAUCGGAUUCAGGACAAACACCGUUGCACUUGGCAGCCAAAAGAAACCACAUCUCAUGCGUAAAAAAGCUGUUGAGCGUUGGUCAACCGGUUGAUGAGAAGGAUGAAAAUGGAUUUACAGCACUGCUUUCCGCAGCUUAUACUGGAUCCGAGUGUUGUAUGAAAUUGUUAAUGAAUGCUGGUGCUGAUGUAAAUGCCCAAACAAUUGAGGCGGAAACAGCUCUCCACUUGGCAUCGAGAAAAAAAAAAAAAAAAAAAAAUCUUACAAAUGUGUGAGAGAAUUGCUCAACAACGAUUUGUUUGAUGUAACAGUUGUGGAUAGUUCGGGAUAUACAGCACUUCACUGUAUCGCUCGAUGUGGCCUGGAAGGGUUUGUUAGCCGCAUAGUUAAACAAGGAAUUGAUGUCAACGCUAUUGAUGCUAUUGAUGGAAAGACAGCCCUACACUUUGCUGCCAGCCAAAGCUGCUACCUUGAGAUUGUAGAGGAGCUACUUUCCAUCGACGGAAUUCAGGUGAAUGUGGAGGAUAAGAGAAGGUAUACUCCUAUGCAGUAUGCUGCUCAAACUGGACAUAAAAAUUACCUUAAACUACUUCAAGAUCAAGGAGCAGAUAUAAAUGUACAAACUUUAGAUGGAAAAACAUUGUUGCACUUGUCUGUGAGAUGUAACAAUUUCGCGGUUGUUGAAGAGUUACUUAUUAUGGGAUGUAUCAACGUUAACGACAAGGACAACGCCGGAUUAUCAGCUCUUCAUUACGCAGCUGAAGAAAGACGAUUCGAGUGUUUACAAUUGCUGAUGAAACAUGGUGCUGACGUUAAUUCUAGAAAAAACGCUGGUCCCACUCCAGUGGAUAUGAUGUUUUUAGAUAGAAGGAUUUACGUAAAUCAAGAUGAUUGUUUAAAAGAACUACUGCUAUGUAGCACAAUAGAUGUGACGUUACAAGAUGAAAAUGGUUUCACAGCGCUUCAUCGUGCAUCAAAGUUUGGACUUGAAGAUUGCGUGAAGCAUUUGUUGGUGCGAGGUGCUGGCAUUAAUACUCAAGCAAAUAACGGACAAACAGCGUUUCACAUUGCAGCACAAGAAAAUCACCCAGAUUGUAUGAAACAAUUGCUGCGCAAUCAAU